UGAUUCAACGAGGACAAACUUGUUAUUAUCUCCAAGUUUGUGGUUACUUUCCUUCCCGAACUUACCUACUCCCCAUUCCAAGGUAGAACUCAGAAAUCAGAACUCAGGAUUGUAAGCUAAAAUGGGAAAGGACUCGAAGGCAAAAGACGCUGGAGCGAAGGGAAAGGGUAAGGGAAAGCAGGCAGGGGGUGGGAGUGAUGAAAAUGCUUCCAAGGGGAAAGGAAAAUCUGGAAAGGCUUCAGAUGGGCUCGGCACUUGCACUUAUGUCAAAGCGAGGCAUAUAUUAUGUGAGAAGCAAGGCAAGAUCAAUGAGGCAUACCAGAAGUUGCAGGAUGGUUGGCUAAGCAAUGGUGACAAGGUUCCUCCAGCUGAGUUUGCAAAGUUGGCUUCCGAGUACUCAGAGUGUCCAUCAGGAAAGAAAGGCGGAGACCUUGGAUGGUUCCCUCGAGGAAAGAUGGCGGGUCCCUUUCAAGAUGUGGCAUUUGCCACUCAAAUUGGAGCUACAAGUGCACCAUUCAAGUCAACACAUGGGUAUCACGUAAUAUUGUGUGAAGGGAGGAAGAAUUAAUCGAGCUGCCUUUCUGAUGGAGAAGUCUUGGACCAGUGGCUUGUGCGAUAUUAAAUUUGUGUUUAGACACUUUUUGUUGCUGUGAACAUAAUGGCUCUUUCGCUUUUUCUGUGACUAAUGAAAUGAAUUUAUUAAGAUGAAGAAGACGGGUCAUUCUCUGUCCACUUGCCGGCCUGAAGCCCAGCCAGAGGUGAUGAGUGGACAGGUAGAACCCAAAAGUAUUAUUGCGGAUACGAUAUCUAGUGAUUUUGUGACAUAUCAA
This is a messenger RNA of Populus trichocarpa (black cottonwood), 830 nucleotides long. RefSeq lists its product as uncharacterized. The transcript has 5 exons. The record is from RefSeq and is a predicted model, not a curated record. The coding region runs from base 122 to 568 and encodes 148 amino acids. Lineage: Eukaryota; Viridiplantae; Streptophyta; Magnoliopsida; Malpighiales; Salicaceae. Gene Ontology annotation, molecular function: DNA binding; peptidyl-prolyl cis-trans isomerase activity. Gene Ontology annotation, biological process: rRNA processing.